AUGAUUUUAUAUUUGUUUUGUUUUCUUUGGUGCGUGUCUAUCGGUGCUGGGGAUACGUUGACUAAGGGCUUGCUUAGAGUUACUGACGAAUAUUAUGCGUACGGACAACAUUCAGAAAGUCAGUUGCCGCCUUGUAGAGACUGUAGUUGCGGUGAGCGCAAUGAAGAGCCUCGUGUGGUUGGCGGUUCUAUGUCCGACUUGAAUGCCUUUCCUUGGAUAGCUCGUCUCAUCUACCACAAUUCCUUUGGAUGCGGAGCGUCCCUCAUUAAUGACAGAUAUGUUAUCUCUGCAGCUCAUUGUGUUAGAGGGUUUAUGUGGUUCAUGUUUCGAGUGAAAUUCGGUGAACAUAAUCGUUGUGACCGCAAGACUACACCUGUUAUUCGUCAUGUAGUGAAGAUGUACGUCCACAACUUUACAAUAGCUGAAUUAACAAAUGACAUUUCUCUGUUGCUUCUAAGUCAGCCCAUGAAGUAUUCUCAUGCUAUCAGACCUGUCUGCCUACCUAAGAACGUGCAUAACUUAUAUUCCGGUGCACAAGCCACUGUCGCAGGAUGGGGUGCGAUGGGUGAGACCGGCAACUGGUCUUGUACCCUACUCGAGGCAGAUCUACCAGUUCUUAGUAAUGAGCAGUGUCAAAACACGAAGUAUAACAAGACGAAGAUAAAGGAUGUUAUGAUGUGUGCAGGGUUUCCAGAAACUGCACAUAAGGACGCUUGCACCGGAGACAGCGGGGGACCUCUUAUUAAUGAAAAUAGCGAGCAUGCUUAUGAUUUGAUUGGUAUAGUAUCAUGGGGCUAUGGAUGUGCAAGGAAAGGUUACCCAGGGGUGUAUACCAGAGUGACUAAGUACUUGGAUUGGAUUCGAGACAAUACCGAAGACGGCUGUUAUUGUUUAAAAAUGUGGAACAUUAGUGCGGUGCUUUUAUUAUUCGCGUGCUGCGGGACAAUUGCCCAGUGUGGGGAAAUUGUCAAUAUUAAGAAAGAAAAUUUGACCAUUUAUGAGGCGCCUAACAGUGAAAGUAAAGUUGAUAAGAAUGAUGGAUGUAAUUGUCGUUGCGGUGAACGAAAUGAAGCCUCCCGUAUAGUUGGUGGCGUAGAAACUGCUGUGAACGAAUUCCCUUGGGUGGCGAGAUUGACGUAUUUCAACAAAUUUUAUUGUGGCGGUAUGCUUAUUAAUGACAGAUAUGUCUUGACAGCAGCGCAUUGCGUUAAAGGAUUAAUGUGGUUCAUGAUAAAAGUGACUUUGGGAGAACAUAAUCGCUGCAAUAAGACUCAUAGACCGGAAACCCGUUUUGUUGUGAACGUGGUGGCCCAUAACUUUACAUAUCUGACGUUUAGGGACGAUAUAGCUGUUUUAAAAUUAAAUGAAAAAGUCCAAAUAUCUGACACGGUUAAGCCUGUAUGCCUCCCACGCAGUGAUGAUAAUCAAUACGAAGGAGUCAAAGCAAUAGCUGUUGGAUGGGGUUCUAUCGGAGAGCAGAAGAAUCACUCUUGCAAUCUAUUAGACGUAGAACUACCAGUUCUAAGUAACAAAGAAUGUAGAAAUACCAAGUAUGAAUCCACCAUGAUUGCUGAUAAUAUGCUCUGCGCUGGAUAUCCUAAAGAAGGAAAGCGGGAUACCUGUCAGGGGGACAGUGGCGGACCAUUGUCCGCAGAAAGAGGAGAUAAGCGCUAUGAACUAUUAGGCGUUGUUUCAUGGGGUAUCGGUUGCGGUAGACAAGGCUACCCUGGCGUUUAUACCAGAGUCACCAAGUACUUGGACUGGAUUAAGAAUAAUUCGCGGCACGGCUGUUUCUGCUCUGACUAA
This is a messenger RNA of Nymphalis io (European peacock), 1806 nucleotides long. Its product is annotated as transmembrane protease serine 9-like. NCBI's taxonomy places the organism in Eukaryota, Metazoa, Arthropoda, Insecta, Lepidoptera, Nymphalidae. Gene Ontology annotation, biological process: proteolysis. The transcript has 14 exons. The coding region runs from base 1 to 1806 and encodes 601 amino acids. Gene Ontology annotation, molecular function: serine-type endopeptidase activity. The record is from RefSeq and is a predicted model, not a curated record.